AUGAUGGAAUACGGAAGAACGCGCAAAGGGCCGCUGCCUGGAGGUCGCCAGGGGCCGUCUGGAGCUGGCGCUGGACGCGACAGCAUGCGAACCGCCAGCCGAGCGCGAGGUGCUGCACGACCACCCAGCAGCCCCUCGCAUCCAUCAUCCCCACCAGCUGGUUUGGUGUCGGCAGGGUCUUCGCGGGCCCAGCAAUCGGCACCCGCCACUGGUGGAGUACGCCGCAUGCGUUGGACAACCCAGAUGAACAGCAACGCAUUGCGGGCGUAUUUUAGGGCGAAAGGGGGAGAAACUGGAGGUUUUGCGUAUCGGGCAAGGAUGCAUCGACUUUUUGCUGAGCUGGAGCCAUCUGUAACCGUAACCGAGCAAAACCUGGCAGACCGAGUUCGGUAUAUCUUGCGCUCAAAUACAUUUGAUGUCACCGAACUCGAACGGCUGCGACGUGAGGCUGUUCCUUCAUCGGGUGAAAAUGCUGCCGCUGAGGAUACGGCGCCACAACUUGCUGAGCAAACGGCAAAUGUGGAUGCCGUCGUGAAUAGGCCAGUUGUGGUUGAUUCAAACGAUGACGGAACAGUCGCCCAGGAACUGGAACUAGAGCAAAUGAGGAAUACAUUGGAGGAGGCGAUUGUGGAAACGCGCAGUAUGCCUCUCGAAAAUCGGCCGCGACUUCCCCCGCAUAGCCCUAAGCAAGCGGAAUCGGGCUGUCGUGAGGGCUCUGAACCCAAUGCUGGUGACCUAUUUGGAAGCCAGCCGGGACCUUUGCGAGACGGACUCAAUUCUUUUUGGCGCCGCGUUGGCAGUCUGCCGUAUCAUAGGCGCCAAGGUUUCCACGGCUGGACGCGCUACUGGCCAUAG
This is a messenger RNA of Parnassius apollo (apollo), 855 nucleotides long. The record is from the annotation of a GenBank genome assembly. NCBI's taxonomy places the organism in Eukaryota, Metazoa, Arthropoda, Insecta, Lepidoptera, Papilionidae.